UUAUCAUAUCGUAAUCAUAUAUGAUUUCAUAAUGAAAUGUUUUGGCACAUCGAACAAAGUAUAUCGUUGCAAAAUUGUUUUGCUCGAUGAAACCGAAUUGAUACAAGAAAUAAAGGAAUCUCAAAAAGGCCAAGAUAUAUUGGAUAUCGUAUUCAAACAUCUUGAUCUCCUUGAAACCGUUUAUUUUGGAUUACGUUUUAUUGAUUCAAAAGGAUUUUCUAAUUGGCUUGAACCAAAUAAAAAUGCCAUCAAACAGGUGAAAGAGAUUGAACCAAUCACGUUAUAUUUUGGUGUAAAAUUUUAUUCAUCUGAUCCAUGUAAAUUACGUGAAGAAUGUACUAGAUAUCAAUUUUUUCUUCAAAUCAAACAAGAUAUACAACAAUCACGAUUACCGGUAACCAAUGAAUUGGCUGCACAGUUAUUAGCAUUUAUUAUACAAUCUGAACUUGGCGAUUAUGAUCCAAAAAUUCAUCAAUUUGGUUAUGUAUCGGAAUUCUGUUGGAUCGAAAAUCAAUCAUUAGAUUUUGAGAAUAAAGUUUGUGAUUUACAUAAAAAAUUAAUUGGACAAAUUCCAACAGCUGUUGAAAUGCAAUUUCUUGAACGAGUUAAAUGGCUUGAUCUUUAUGGUUGUGAAUUACAUUCGGUUAUGGCUGAAGAUCGUUAUGAAUAUUAUCUAGGUCUUGGACCACAUGGAAUAAUUGUAUUGAAGAAUAAACUGAAAAUUGCCUAUUAUUAUUGGCCACGAAUAAUUAAAAUAUGGCGUAAAGGAAAAUUUUUCAUGAUUAAAGUGAUUGAUAAAAAUAAUGUAGAUAAAACCUAUGGUUUUGAAAUGUAUGAUCGACCAUCAACAAAUCGUAUAUAUAAAAGUUGUAAAGAUCAUAAAGAAUUUUUUAAAUUAUCACAAUCAAUAAGAAUGCAACCAUCUUAUUUAUUAAGUCAUAUAAAUGAUGGUAAUAAAUUGUCAUCAUCAUCAUUGUCUAAUGGAGCCAUACGAAUGAUAAAUCAAGAUUUUAAUCGGCCAAAUCCUUCAUUGAUAAGAGUUUCAAGUAGACGUUUUCGACGUACUGGUGUACCGGAUGGUUCAGAAAAUUCAGAUUCAAAGCUUAAUAAUAAAAAUGGACAAUUUUAUGAAGGUGGUGGUGUUGGUGGUGGUGGUGGUAUUAGUGGCAGCAACAAUAAUAAAUGUUUACAACCGAUUUGUCGUUUUAAUUCAACACCAUCAAUUCCAAAAGCUGAAUACGGUGCCAUAAAUCCGUAUCAUAAAUCUGAAAGUGGACUUUUUUCCAAAUCGGCCAGUGCAUCACCAUUGUCCGUUCGUAGUGCAUUUGUAGCACGUUAUGAUUAUGGCCGUAUGAAUUAUGUUUCACCAAUGAAACGUAAUGCAUCAUCAACUAGUUUACGUCGUAAUCGAUCAUCAAGAUCAGCCGAUAAUGAUAGUGAAAUUAGUCGUUAUUCAAGACAUUCAUCAUCAAAAGUAAUGGCAAUACAUUCAUCAUCGAUUCAUAAUAAUGGUAUAGGCAUUGGUGGUGGUUGUUCUUCCGACAUAAAUGACGGUAGUGGCUAUAUGCCACGAUCAAGAAGAAAAUAUUACAUUGAACCACGUAUGGUUGAAUGGGAUGAAACAAUGGAUAGACGUAAUAAUUAUUCAACAAUGCCAACAACGUCUACAAUGGCAAAACAAUGUUCAAAUGCAGUGGUUAGAAAUGUAAAUAAAAUUAUCUAUCAAUCAUCUAAUCAUAAUCAUCAUCAUCAUCAUCAUGAUAGUGAUUCGGAAACGGAAGAUCGACGACGAUAUAUGCAGCCAUCAUCACCAACACCAUUACAUCAUCGUAGUAAUCGAAGUUUGAAUCGAAAAUCUACUGUACCAACUGAAAUACAGAAAUAUAUUUUUCAUGAACCAAUCGAUACAACAGGUUAUACUGAAGCGGAGAAGAAAAAUAUUCAAUUUACAAAAAUUCGUACCGAGCCACAAUUAUCAAAAUCAAAAUAUCAGCAACAACAACAACAACAACAAUCAUCAAAAUCAGAUGUUGAAUAUUAUCUAGGUAAUCGUAUAACAAAUCGUUAUGAUAAAAUGAACAAUCCCAAUUUUAUGGACAGAAAACCAAUGAUGAAUCUGAAUCGAAUAAUGGAUGUACAUCAACAGCAACACUCACCUACACAGAUUAUGAAUGUUGGGAUGGCCACCGAUAAUAGUAAUAGUAAAAUCUAUUAUGAUAAAUCCAAUGUAAAUGAAUCGCAUAACAAUCAUCAUCAUUCAUCCAAUAUUAUGGCCGUUACAACGCCACCUACACGUUAUUAUUUUGAUCAAAGAAAUCUGGUCAAUGGUCAUCAUUAUCCACAACAACAACAACAGCAGCAGCAGCAUCAGCAACAACAACAACAACAAAAUUCAAAUUCAUCAUCAUCACCACGAGUUACAUUUCUACCAUCACAUAGUACGGCAUAUUAUUCAAAUAAUGAUGAUUAUAAAAUGACAGCUGCUGCAACAACAACAACAACAAUAACAAAAGGUUCAAAUAUGAAUGGUGGCAUUACAAUGGAUGUUGGUAACGUUGGUGUUGGUUAUAUGGUUAAUGGUAAUAACAAAGAUCAUCUUAUUGUACCAUCAUUACAUUAUAAUCAUCAUCAUAAUCAAAAAAAUAAUAAAUCAUCGAAUGAAAUGAGCACCGAAUUAUGAUGCCCACAAUCCAUCAUGGCCAUUUUGGUACAAUGAUCAUCAUCAUAAUUAAAAAAAAAUAAA
Molecule: messenger RNA, 2743 nt
Organism: Dermatophagoides farinae (American house dust mite)
Lineage: Eukaryota; Metazoa; Arthropoda; Arachnida; Sarcoptiformes; Pyroglyphidae
Biological process (GO): actomyosin structure organization
Cellular component (GO): cytoskeleton
Source: RefSeq, a predicted model, not a curated record